AAGGAAAUCACCUGUUUUUGAUUUUAUCGUGUCUUUGGACGCUUAAUUUACAUUAUCUUUUAUUACGUUGAUGGAGAAAAUUUCCUUUUGCGGUGAUACGUAGCAGCAAAAUGCAUGUCAAUGGAAAAGAACUGAUAACUACCUCUUUUAAAACUGCAACGAUCGAAGGAAGAAUGAAUUACAAAGUUCUCCACCCUGGGAAAUCUAAAACAAAUUUCAAAGAAUUCUGGUUUAAACUGACAGGCAAUCUUCUUUUUUAUUUUGGCCUAAAUAAUUUUGGAGGAAUAAAAGGAAAUGAACCUGUUGGUGUUAUAGUAUUGGAAAACUGUUCAGUAUCAUUUGAUGAAGAAGGAUCAGGGAUUUUUGCCUUUAUUGUUACUUUCUCUGGUGAUCCAGAUAGGCAUGUGUUCUCGUGCUUCAAUGUCAUUCAAGCACAGAAUUGGGUCAUAGCCUUGAGGCAAGCCAGCUAUGAGCAUUUGAGAAUCCAAGUCAAAAUAUUGGAAAGCAAACUAGAAAGCCUUGGCGGAAAGAGUAUUUUCAAAUGGAACACUGCUUCCAGUAGUACUCCAACCGGUACAUUAAAAGGGCCUACAAACACCAUAGCUCCCGUUUUACCUGCCAUUCCUCUUUUACCAACACCUCCGGCAAGAAAGCGGGUCGGGCCUAAAACAAAAACAUUUGUGAGUCAUAUGGCUGGUGAUGCGCCGGCCCCGAGUUCUUUCAAAAGUGAUAGCAACGGCGCUGAUCAAGAUUUGAUCAGGUGGUGAUAAUCAAAAAGCAACCGUCCGGAUAUCAACGUGCCAAUUAAAAAAGAGAAGUAGUUUAGUUUUGUGUAAUUAACAUUCCUCUUUGAGCAGAGUAUUGAAAUUUAAUUCGGCUGAUUUUCGCAAUCUAGUCAUUAAAUGAAGAGCUCAAAUGUUCA
This is a messenger RNA of Daphnia carinata, 922 nucleotides long. RefSeq names its product pleckstrin homology domain-containing family J member 1-like. Bases 111 to 767 code for a protein of 218 amino acids. The record is from RefSeq and is a predicted model, not a curated record. The transcript is spliced from 5 exons. Gene Ontology annotation, cellular component: recycling endosome; early endosome; trans-Golgi network. Lineage: Eukaryota; Metazoa; Arthropoda; Branchiopoda; Diplostraca; Daphniidae. Gene Ontology annotation, biological process: receptor recycling; retrograde transport, endosome to Golgi; endosome organization.